CGUUGAUUGCAACUUUAGUGCAAAUCUGUCCUUGACUUACGCACAUCACAAGCCUGAAAAUAUUCGCAACUAACAGCAAUUGGAUUACGGAACAUACACACCUAAAUUAAACGUGGAUUAAGACUGACAUUAAAUUAAAAGCGUUAAUGCAUAUAAACAUUGGAGUGCGUUCGAGUUCAAUUCAUUACAGAAUCGAAGUGUUUCGAAAUAAUUCACACCGUGCCUAACCGAUAAUGAAGAUUGUUGUGCGAACAUUUUGCGUAAUACUAAUACCGUUAUUAUGUAAUUUGCCUGCGAUUAACGCUGAUUCGAAAACUAAAGCUGAAAAUAAUGCGACCGAUGAUGAAAUGAUGAAAUAUGCGCCAGAAUUCGAACAUCCUGAAUAUGCUUUUAGUUAUGGCGUGAAGGAUCUGCACACAGGCGAUGUCAAAUCGCAAUGGGAAUCGAGAGAGGGUGAUUCGAUUAAGGGCCACUACAGUAUACUCGAGCCAGAUGGUUCUAUACGUACAGUACAUUACACAGCUGAUUCGAAGAAUGGUUUCAAUGCUGUCGUAAAGACCGUAGGCGCAAACUCUCAUCCCGUGACCGACUCACCGCAUGGUGAAAAUAGCAUCAAUGACGACACAUCACAAUCGAAAAUAAAUCACUAUAGUAAAGAUCAAGAACAUAUAGUGUUAAGUUCAGAUAUCAAACCUUUAAAGAAACCAAUUGAAGAUCUCUCGCAUGCACAUCCGAGGGUACCAAGUUUGAUUGAGUUCAAACCGCAUGCACGCAUCAAGCAAGUGCCUAUGGAAUUAGAACCGGGAAUGCGCGAGCGAUUACAAAUCGCACGAGAUGAGUAUUAUCACAAACAACAACCACAACAAAUGCUCACACCAACGAAAGAUUCAUAUAGCAAUGAAGAGAAUGAAUGGCGCGCUUUAGUGCUGAAUGAAAAUUCCGAAUAUAAACCGCUGUACACACCACAACGCAAUACAAAUAGUUAUCACAACGCUGAAACUUAUAUUGCCACAAAACAAUCUAUUGCUAAUAUAGCGCAAAACGCACAGAACAUUGGUGUCGGUGGCAGUAAUAUUGGUGGUAUUGGUAGUGGCUUGCGCAACGAUUUCAUCGCAUCCGUGCCGCUACAUCAACGUCAACACGCCUCUUACGCUGAUCCUAAUAUAAACAACAUAUCGCAUGGCAAAAAGUUCGGCUUAACUACACCCAACUACAAACAUAACUCGGCUACUUCGCCAUACAAAUAUCAGCCGAAUUACAAAUCGCCUCCAACACAACAUCGCCCCGACUACGUGAACUACUUUCAACGCAAAACAAAGAAAUUCAAUCAUAAAGAAUCAGCGGGUCCCGUAGUCUUCCCCAAUCAUAUUGGCGACGAGCAAAAUGCAGCCUCGGCACAAAUGGUACAAUCGAUGGUACGACAAGACCGAAAACAUAUAAUGCCCAUGUAUGCUAAUCGCUAUAGCUCGGACUAUCGUCAUCAACGUUAUCGUACGAUCUAGAGCAUUUCGGUAGGUAAUUAAUUCGGCUACGUAGCUGCACUCGUUUCAAACGGAAAUUGAAAAUAUGAAGAUACGUGUUGUGCAAUAGUUAGUACUAUAUAGAUGAAAAUGUAUACGUAUGUGGCUGUAUAUUUAUUUAUUUAUUUUCUAAAAUUAAGUAUUUUCCAUACUACAAUAACAAUAAACAGUUAAUACAACUAAUAAAAACAAAAA
Molecule: messenger RNA, 1715 nt
Organism: Zeugodacus cucurbitae (melon fly)
Lineage: Eukaryota; Metazoa; Arthropoda; Insecta; Diptera; Tephritidae
Gene: Cpr76Bc
Exons: 3
Coding region: 234-1502 (422 amino acids)
Cellular component (GO): extracellular matrix
Source: RefSeq, a predicted model, not a curated record